Messenger RNA from Amblyraja radiata (thorny skate), 4212 nucleotides. It is a transcript of the gene luzp1, whose product is annotated as leucine zipper protein 1. The record is from RefSeq and is a predicted model, not a curated record. The transcript has 4 exons. Lineage: Eukaryota; Metazoa; Chordata; Chondrichthyes; Rajiformes; Rajidae. Bases 531 to 3605 code for a protein of 1024 amino acids.
GGGAGGCCGGGGCUUUCGCACGCAUUCACCUUUCAUUGUUGCAAUCCACAUUCAGGCUGGGACUGGGAACUGGGAACUGGGACCUUGGAGCUGGUGGCUGGGAAUUGGGGUUGAGAGCUUGGAACUGGGUCUGGGGAGAGAUGUGAUGAGAUGUGUUGAACAACCCCCCUCCCCCCUCCCCAACUCUCUCACAUCAAGGGGAGGGGGAAAUAAAGUACUGCGCUAGGACUUUUACCAAGAAGGCGAUCGAAAGGGAGUUUUAAAAAAACCAAGUAGUGGCACCCGGCUCUCCUAAAGACUUGUUUCCAGAGUUUAAGGGUAAAAUGCUAUUGAUUCCAGAAAAGACAUUUCAGAUGCAAAGACGCAACAGACUGGGAAACAAAAGGUGAAAUUUGUGCUCGAGGACUUUAUUUUUGAACACGUGAGGCCCGGGCCAGAAUAGAUGCCCAUAGAGGCGAGGGAAGGCUUCAAGACGUUUUGGAGACUCGGGUGAACUUCUCCCCAAACUGGGCCUUCGGAAAGGAAGGGUGAUGACGGACAUGAUGAGCUUGAAGGAGACCUCGACCCGCCAGCUGCGGCAGAAGUUGGCCAGCCUGGGUCGCCUGGUGGACGAGUUGGAGGAGGCCACCAGAAGCCUCCACCGGAUGGAGGACGAGAUCAUGGACUUGCAGGACAAGGUGAUCCAGGCGGAAGGCAGCAACUCUGGCCUGCUGUCGGAGGUGGACCUGCUGCGCAGGAGGGUGCUGGCGGUGGAGGGCAAGGACGAGGAGGUGCGCAAGGCGGAGGAGAUGUGCCGGCGGUUGAAAGAGAAGCUGGAGGGCGAGGCGCGGUUGAGCCGGGAGCUGAGGGCGGAGGUGGACAAGCUGCAGGGCCGGAUGGCUGAGCUGGAGAAACUGGAGGAGGCGUUCGGCCGCAGCAAGUCGGACUGCACGCAGCUGAGCCUGAGCCUGAACGAGGAGAAGAACCUGACCAGGAAGCUGACCGCCGAGCUGGAGCUGCUGCGGGGCCGGGUGAAGGAGCUGGAGUCCACGGAACACCGACUGGACAAGUCGGAGAAGUCCAUCCUCGCCGAGCUGGAGAAGUUGAAAUCCCUGACCGUGGUCCUGGCCGAGGAGCGGAAGGCCACGGGCGAGACCUUGCAGGCCAGCGAGCGGCGUAUUCGUGAGCUGACCACCAAACUGGAGAUGACCAACAGGAUCAGCUCGGUGGACCAGGGCAAGAACUCCUCCAAUCUCAGGGCCAACGUCAAUGAGAAGACCUAUGGCUAUACGGGGGACCUCAUGAUCGAGGGGGACAUGUCCACUGAGCUGGGGAAGGGAGGAGGUCUGGACGCCAUCACCAUAUCGCACAACGUGGGGCUCAGGAAGAAGGUGGGACAGGAGGACAACAAGAUCAAGGAUCUCACCCAGGAGAUCGAGAGGCUGAAGAAGCGGCUGACACUACUGGAGAUGGUGGAGGAAGAUCUGAAGAAGACGGAGGCCAAACACAACGAGCUGCAGGAGAGGUUCCUGAGCGAGCAGUCUCUGGCCAAGCUGCUGGGCCACCAGCUGGAGGAGAUGAAGGAGCAGAUGUCCAGGGAGAGGGCAGUGGGCAACGGGGAGACGCAUUUGCCGCCGGAGACCCGCCACCGGUCCCGGCCGGACAAGCCGAAGUACCGGGGGGCGGCGGAGGAACCGCCGGUGGUGGCCAAGGAGAGAUCCCAGGAGGUCCUCUCGUCUCAGCCCAGGUCCCAGAGGGAGAAGGUGAGAAACCGGGACCUGUUGCCGGAGGACGACCGCGGCGGGAAGGGUUACCGGCGGCCGCUCAGCCCCAGCAUGGGACGGAGGUUCCAACGCGCGUCUUCCAACCCGCGGGCGGCGGCGGCUCCCAGCGAGAGGAGACCGGAGCGGAAGACCCCCUCGCCCAGCCCGGAGCUGAAGAACCAGGAGCUGCCGCUGCCGGAGAAGGCGAGGAAGGCGAGGGAUCCUCCAGCGGUGCUCAGCCGCUACCCGCCCGCGGCCAACGAGUCGAACGGCAAGAGACCCUGGGGCGCCCACGGUAAGGCCAGCGUUAACGGGACGAGGGGCAACAAAGCAGAGCUGGACGAUGGUGACUUGGAGCAGGCGGUACUCCCUGACCGACGGCUCAGCUACCCGGAGACGCCCGGCCACGGGGAUGAGGUCGGUGAAGAGCCGACGUCCACGAUCACCGGCCUUCUCAACGGGACAUCGCCGGCUGGCAGGAACCACUCGGCCCCUCCGACCACGUCUCACAGCGGGGCCAGGAACUCGUACGUGGUGGAGUUUGAAGUCCCCCCCGCCGCCGAGCCCGAGGAGGUGCCGGGGGGGACCACCACCACCACCACCAGCGCCAGAAGCCGCCGGUCCAAGUACCAGCGCUCCUCCUCCCGCUCCCUCUCCCAGGACCUGGGUCUGGAGUACACGGCCGCCAGGUGCGUCGCGGAGGACAAGCAGAUGGCCGAGGUUGGCCUCCACCACCUGGAGGUGAGGAGGGUGUGCAGCCCGCGGGAGGGGCUGAGAUCCAAGGCCGUCAUCAAGCCGGCCAUCAUCGCCAUCGACAAGAAGGAGGUGAUGAGCACCGGGGCAGAGCCGGGCGCCGGGGAACAACGGUCGCCCCCCAGACCGGUGCCGAACAAAGUGACCAGCAGCAUCACCAUACCUCCAUCCGAGUUGUCCUCGCAGCGGCCCGCCACGCCGAAGGAGAUCCACACCUCCACCAGCAACAUCACCAUCGGCUCCAGCGACACCAUCGCCCACAGGAGCAACUUGACCAUCCCGUACGAGAUCUCCAUCCAUCGCAGCGACAUCACCGUGAAGAUGUCGGGCUCGGACAGCAGCGAUGAGGACGGGACGGAGUCGGUGUCCGGGCUGUCGGUCAGCACCAGGGUGGGGGUCAAGGUGGGCGGGGGGGCCACCGAGCAGGAUUUGGGGGGCAGCCCCACCACCACCACCACCUCCUCCUCCUCCUCCUCCUACAGGGGGGGCGGCCAGGGGGUGGACGGGCCGGAGAGGACCAGCUGGAGGAGCGGCCGGGCAUCGGAGGUGUCGGCCGAGCCGGCCAAGCGGGAGAAGGACCUGGGGCUGGAUUACUCGCGACUGGCCCCCAGGAGGACGGGUCAGGGCCGCCAGGGGGGGGAGCCGGUCGGAGGGGGCGCUGCUCUGUCCGAGGGCUACGCCCGGAGGCUCAGCAACUUCUCCAACUCCUCGGAUUCCUCGGAGUCCCGGAGGAGCCCGGUGUCGGAGCCGGGCCGGAGUUACCUGGCGAUGGACACAGCAGCACGGCGGAGGCAGCACUCCGCCUCGGUGGCGUCCAAGGUGGCCGACUGGAACAACAGCUGUACUAUGACAGGGCAGGACAACUCGGACCUUCUCUCCGCACUCAACUCCAGCGUAAUGUCCAAGCGGAAGGAGAUGGCCAAGCAGAUCCUGUCGGAGCUGGUGACGGAGAGGGUGCCUCGAGCCGACCCUGCGGGCAAGAGGCAGUCGGUCCAACUUGAACUGAGGAGGAAUGCCGAGGGCAGCCCGACCCAUCAGAGUGGAGCCAGGAGCGAGGACACCACCCCUGUAGGCAUCCUGUCGCAGAUACGGAUGACUUCGAGGCGGUGAGGCUUCCACUAGGAUUCAUCAAAGUUGCACGGCAGUUUUUAACGUCGACACACCGCACUGCGCAAGCUUCCGCAAAAAGUAGGGAACAUUUUCCAUCCUGUGCACUCUCUGAACUCAAAGCAAUCAUAUUUACGCCUAUAUUUUUCUAGAACCGAUCACUCUGACAGCCGCUGCCGGUAGUCGGGGGAGGCAAUUGUAAUUAUUUCAACUCAGGGGGAAGGAGGCGAGGGAUCGUCCACACGUCCCGGCCCGGAGUGAACGGAGAAUCCGUCGCCUCUCGUGAUGGCUCAGCGAGUGCGGAAAGACACUUGAGCCUGUGGGAUGAGAGAGAAUCAGGAAAUCCUCAGGUGGUUGCAAUCGGGAGGCACGUUCGAAAAGCCAGUACAAUCAUCAUCAGUUACCUCCCCGGGUGAAAGUUGUACAAAAUCUGCAUAUCCUACGUGACAGUCUAAAAGAUAAGACCUCAGUAAGUAUUAAAAGUGUAACGGAUUAAAGUGGCGCGCUGCCAAACGCAGCCCAGUAUGUAUAUAAUUGUUCUCUGUACUUGGUGAAAGUUUUCUUUUAAACGGGAAAAAAAAAAGUUUUUAAAGAGAAGUCUUUUUAAAUU